CACUUUGCCCCUUCACGGUGAUCUUUCUUGCCUCCAGGGAAGAACUUAGGGCCUCUUUGGUUGAGGAAUAACGGGAUAGAGAAUAGACAUGGAGGACGAGCAGUCACUAGUCUCAGGCAGGCGCAGGAGCAGAGGCACGGAAGCGGCUGCCCGAGCCGAAGCCCUCGAGCGCCUGAAAGCCCUUCGCAGAGGAGGCCGACGAUCUGAGGCCGGAGGCGGCGGCGGAGGAUUCCAGAUCAAGCUCGAGACCCCGAUCUACGACACCGUUGGUGAGGAAGAGUACGAUGCCCUUGUCGCCAAGCGCCGCGAGGAGGCCCGGGGAUUUAUCGUCGACGACGAAGGCCUCGGGUAUGGCGACGAGGGCGAGGAGGAGGACUGGUCCAAGUCGGGGGUCCCUUUCUCGUCAGAUGAAGAAUCCGAUGGCGGCGAGCAAGAGAGACCGAAGAGGAAGAAGAAGAUGGAAAAGAGGGACCCACAGCUAAAGAAGCCCUCCGCUUCUUCUUCUUCGCUAUCUGCGGCCGCGGCAAUGAUGGGGAAGCAGAGGCUUUCAUCGAUGUUCACUUCGUCGGUGUUCUUCAAGAAGAGUAAGGAUGAUAAGGCCAAAGGGCUGGCAUGUGAUAGUAUUGUUGAUGAUGUGAUUGCGGAGUUUGCGCCGGACGAAGCUGAUAGAGAGAGGCGAAGAAGGGGGCAGCCGGGUUCGGCGUCGGUUUCCAAGAGUUUCAUGCCAAUUGGUAAUGUGAAGAGCGAGAAUUUAUCUGUUGCGGGAGAUGAUUUGAUGGAUAGGAGCGAAUUGGCAAUUGGAGUUGCGAUAAAUGGUGGUUAUUCUGGGUUGGGAUCGGAGACAAAUUGUGUGCAGGUGGAGGAGAAGGGUUUGAAUAAGGAAUCUGUAGGCUGGGGAGGAUUAAAAUCUGAGAUGGGUAAGGACGUCAUUUCGGGAUUAGAUGAUUUUUCACAAGCCCAAAGUGGCGUGGUCGAGGAGAAGAUAGUGAAUGGUGUGGAAGUGAAAGUGGAGCCAGUGGUGAAGAAGGAAGAGGGUUUCGCUCUGAAUGCGAAGAUUCAAGAAGAGAAAGACCCUGGAUUGAGCGCUGCUACUGCGGGAUGGCAGGAAGUGAGGAGUGGAGGGAAUGGGAGUAUUGGUGGUGUUGCAAAGGAAGUCAGCAACGGUACGAGUAUUGAAGAAAAGUUGGACUUUGAUGUGGAAUCGGAUGGGUCGCUGCCUUUUUACAUCCUUGAUGCACAUGAGGAGUUUUAUGGAGCUAAUACGGGCAACCUCUACCUGUUUGGGAAGGUCAAAGCAGGAAGUACAUACCAUAGUUGCUGUGUGGUGGUAAAAAACAUGCAAAGAUGUGUCUAUGCGAUUCCAAAUGGCUCUGUGUUUCGAAGUGAGGAGAUGAUUUAUCUUGAGAAAGAUGUUGAACAAUCACGUAUUUCUCGCACAGCUUUCCUUUCGAAGCUACAAGAUUUGGCUUCAGGAUUGAAGAGUGAAGUCACAAAGCGGUUAUUAGAUAUGAAUGUGCCAACUUUUAGUAUGGCACCAGUUAAGAGGAGAUAUGCAUUUGAGCGAACUGACAUACCAGUAGGGGAGAAUUAUGUACUUAAGAUCAAUUAUCCAUUCAAGGACCCACCACUUCCGGCGGAUUUAAAUGGAGAAUCUUUCUGUGCUCUGUUGGGAACUCAUUGCAGUGCUUUGGAGCUUUUUCUUAUUAAAAGGAAGAUAAAGGGACCUUCCUGGCUGUCAGUUUCAAAAUUUUCUACAUGCCAAGCUCCGCAACGGGUGAGCUGGUGCAAAUUUGAGGUGACUGUUGACUCACCAAAAGACAUACGAAUUUCACCUUCAUCAAAGAACACAGUAGACAUUCCUCCAGUGGUUGUUACGGCAAUAAAUUUGAAAACUAUUAUCAAUGAGAAGCAAAACAUGAAUGAAAUUGUUGCUGCAUCCAUCAUUUGCUGUCACAAAGCCAAGAUUGAUACUCCCAUGAUGGCCUCAGAAUGGAAGAGACCUGGUAUAUUGAGCCAUUUUACUGUUGUCCGCAAGCUUGAUGGGGGCAUAUUUCCAAUGGGAUUCACUAAGGAAGCUACUGAUAGAAACUCAAAGGCUGGAUCAAAUGUUUUAAGCUCUGAAAGCAGUGAGAGGGCUUUGCUAAAUCGUCUAAUGAUUGAAUUGUACAAGUUGGAUAGUGAUGUUCUUGUUGGGCAUAAUAUAUCCGGGUUUGACCUUGAUGUUCUUCUCCACAGAACCCAGGUUUGCCGAGUGCCAAGCAGUAUGUGGUCCAAAAUAGGUCGACUGAAGCGGUCUGUAAUGCCUAAGCUUGCAAAAGGAAGCUCCAUUUUUGGGUCUGGAGCAAGUCAAGGCAUGAUGUCUUGCAUUGCUGGUCGACUAUUAUGUGAUACAUAUCUGUGUUCCCGAGAUCUAUUAAAAGAGGUCAGUUAUUCUUUGACGCAACUUGCAAAGACUCAGCUUAACAAAGACCGGAAGGAGAUCACUCCACACAAUAUUCCUAGAAUGUUUCAAACUUCAGAAUCCCUCAUGGAACUUGUUGAGUAUGGUGAGACAGAUGCAUGGUUGUCCAUGGAACUCAUGUUUCAUUUGAGUGUUCUGCCUCUCACACGUCAGUUGACCAAUAUCAGUGGUAAUCUCUGGGGAAAAACACUCCAAGGUGCUAGGGCCCAGAGAGUAGAGUACCUUUUAUUGCAUGCAUUUCAUGCAAAGAAAUAUAUUGUUCCAGACAAGAUGUCAUUUCAUAUGAAGGAAACUAAAUUGGCGAAACGGAGAAUAAAUCAUGGUGUUGAGGAUAGAAAUGUUGACGGAUUGGAUAUGGAUGAUGCGAAUUUGGAUAAUGAAGCUUCUCAUAGUGAUCGUGGAAAAGGCAAAAAGGGUCCUGCCUAUGCAGGUGGUUUGGUGUUGGAGCCAAAGAAAGGUUUAUAUGACAAGUAUAUAUUACUGUUGGAUUUCAAUAGUCUUUACCCUUCUAUCAUUCAGGAGUACAAUAUCUGCUUCACAACAGUUGAAAGAUCUCCAGAUGGAUUAGCUCCCCUCUUACCAUCUAGUAAAGCACCGGGAGUUCUUCCGGAGUUGCUAAAAAACCUGGUUCAAAGGCGAAGAAUGGUGAAGUCAUGGAUGAAGACUGCAUCUGGUCUCAAAGUCCAGCAACUAGACAUUCAACAGCAAGCACUAAAACUAACAGCAAACAGUAUGUAUGGAUGCCUGGGGUUUUCCAAUUCAAGAUUUUAUGCAAAGCCGCUAGCAGAGCUGAUAACACUACAAGGGAGAGAGAUUCUACAGAGCACUGUUGAUCUUGUUCGGAAUAAUUUAAACUUAGAGGUAAUCUAUGGUGAUACGGAUUCAAUUAUGAUCUACAGUGGACUCAAUGAUAUUGCAAAAGCAAAAGCAAUUGCAGGGAAAGUCAUUCAAGAGGUUAACAAGAAGUACAGGUGUUUAGAAAUUGAUCUUGACGGUUUGUACAAGAGAAUGCUGCUUCUGAAGAAAAAGAAAUAUGCAGCCGUCAAAGUACAAUUCAAGGAUGGGAUGCCUUAUGAGGUCAUUGAACGCAAGGGUCUUGAUAUGGUUCGUCGUGACUGGAGCUUAAUAUCAAAGGAGCUGGGAGAUUUCUGCCUGAGUCAAAUUUUGUCGGGAGGGUCAUGUGAGGAUGUUGUUGAAUCGAUACAUAACUCUCUCAUGAAGGUACAAGAAGAUAUGCGGAGUGGACAAGUGUCGCUUGAGAAAUACAUCAUCACAAAGACAUUGACUAAACCCCCUGAAGCUUACCCAGAUGCCAAAAACCAACCACAUGUUCAAGUGGCACAACGAUUGAAGCAAAGUGGUUAUUCUACUGGUUGCAAUGUUGGUGAUACGAUCCCUUACAUUAUAUGCUGUGAACAGGGAACUAGUUCAAGUAGUUCAACAGCGAUUGCUCAGCGUGCUAGACAUCCUGAUGAAUUGAAAAGUGAAGAUGGGAAAUGGAUGAUUGACAUUGAUUACUACUUGUCACAGCAGAUUCAUCCUGUGGUAUCACGUCUUUGUGCUUCAAUUCAAGGCACAAGCCCAGAACGCUUGGCUGAUUGCUUGGGGCUUGACUCAUCUAAGUUCCAAAACAAAUCAAGUGAAGCUGUCAGCAGUGAGCCUUCCAGUUCGCUCUUGUUUGCUACAGAUGAUGAGAGAUAUAGGGGCUGUGAGCCUUUGACUUUGUUGUGUCCAAGUUGCUCCGGUACUUUUGACUGUCCUGCAGUCUUCAGUUCUAUUUGUAAGUCAAUCAAUGAGAACCCAGCAAAGCCACAAGCAGAGGAAUCCACCAGCAGUUUUUGGCAAAAACUUCGUUGUCCCAAAUGCCCAGAAGGCACAGUGGGUAGAAUAUCUCCAGCAACGAUCGCCAACCAGGUCAAAAGGCAAGCGGAGGGGUUUGUGUCAAAGUACUACAGGGGCUUGAUGACGUGCGAUGAUGAAACUUGCAAAUACACCACGCGCAGUCUCAACCUCCGGCUUCUCGGUGAUUCUGAGAGAGGAACAGUUUGUCCCAACUAUCCACGCUGCAACGGGCGUCUUGUUAGAAAGUACACGGAAGCAGAUCUUUACAAGCAGCUCGCGUAUUUCUGCCAUGUUUUGGACACUGUACGAUGCUUAGAAAAGGUUGAGGCUAGCAAUAGAUUGCCGCUUGAAAAAGAGUUGGCCAAAAUCCGGCCAAUGCUCAAUUUGGCUGCAUCAACAGCUGAAAGGAUACGGGAUCGAUGUGCCUUUGGAUGGGUACAGCUGCAGGAUCUUAUCAUCACAGUUUGAAUGAUGGGUAAAGAAGCAGAUUCAUUUUAAUUAGAUUGUUCCUUUUUCUGCUCUGCUUUUCUACAUGUUGAUCAUAAGUUCAUACGGUAUAUAGCGUCUGGAAAAUCAGAGAGAAAGGUGCCGUGUAAUGUUUGGUUGGCGUCUCAAGAUUCAUUGUGGUGAACAGGAUAUAUUAUUAAUAAUAACCACACAGCUAAAGGUAGCUAGAGUUUGUGUC
Molecule: messenger RNA, 4988 nt
Organism: Carya illinoinensis
Lineage: Eukaryota; Viridiplantae; Streptophyta; Magnoliopsida; Fagales; Juglandaceae
Product: DNA polymerase alpha catalytic subunit
Exons: 31
Coding region: 89-4771 (1560 amino acids)
Biological process (GO): lagging strand elongation; mitotic DNA replication initiation; DNA replication
Cellular component (GO): alpha DNA polymerase:primase complex
Molecular function (GO): pyrimidine nucleotide binding; chromatin binding; single-stranded DNA binding
Source: RefSeq, a predicted model, not a curated record